AUGCUCCCGGCCGCCGCCCCGCGCCCUCCUCCUCUUCUGUGGCCUCCGCCCGCCGAGCCCCCCGCUCCCCCCUGGGCCUGGGUGCUGCCCGCGGCCGCGGGGCUGCUCCGGGUGGGCGCUGCCACCGCCGGGGCUCCGCCACCGCCGCCACCGCCGCCACCACCGCCACCAGCGCUGCUGCUGCCGCCCCCCGCGCUGGUGCGGCCCGGGCCGGGCUGGCGCGGCCCCGCAGAGCCCCCGCUGCUGCCGCUGCUGCCCGGGGAGCCGCUCCUGCACGGCCAGUGGAUAUUUGGAGCUCAUUCGCCGGUCGUAGGAUUUUCCCCUUCUUCCAGCGUGGAAUUCGUGCCGGUGCUCCCUCCCGUGUACACAGCCACGGUGCCGCCCCACGCUGGGAAGGGCUGGAUUGAUAAAAGGCUGCCCAACUGCAAAAUCUACCUGAACAAUGCCUUUGCCCUGGACUCGGCCUGGGUCCAGCCUGAGGAGUCCAGGCUGUUCCAGGGGGCUGAGAAGCCUCUGCUGCUGAGCAGCCAAGUAGCCAUGGCUGUAGCCAGGCCAGCUGCUGCCUCCAGGCCACUGCCCACGCUCGUCCUGGCCCCUCAGCUGAUCCCAGGUGGUUGCCAGAACAGCCUUAAAGCCAUGGGUGGCACCCAGAGCCUGGCCCUGGUGUCCCUGGAGCCCGAGCCCCCCCAGGGUCCCCCGGGGCCGAGCCUCCAGCCCUGCCACCUCCUCACCUUGUCCCCCAUCAAAGUCCCACUGCUGGCCUCGCCCUUCCCAGGUUCUGCCUCCAGGCUGGACACUGCCGUGGGCCCCUUGGUGCCAGCACAGGUCACCCGUGUCACCGCCGUGUCCGCGCCCGCCGUCACCCUGGUGGCCACCAACCUGAUGGAGCAGGCACGAGCAG
Molecule: messenger RNA, 901 nt
Organism: Sturnus vulgaris (Common starling)
Lineage: Eukaryota; Metazoa; Chordata; Aves; Passeriformes; Sturnidae
Source: RefSeq, a predicted model, not a curated record